Molecule: messenger RNA, 968 nt
Organism: Schizophyllum commune H4-8
Lineage: Eukaryota; Fungi; Basidiomycota; Agaricomycetes; Agaricales; Schizophyllaceae
Product: HSP20-like chaperone
Exons: 3
Coding region: 400-858 (152 amino acids)
Biological process (GO): protein complex oligomerization; response to heat; response to hydrogen peroxide
Source: RefSeq, a predicted model, not a curated record
CCUUCCUCCAUCUACGCCCGCAUUGUACCAUCUCAUCGACGAUACGCUCAAGCGGGCUACUCCCUUUUAUGCACUCCUAGCGCCCUUGAAGACAGACAAUGCCUUUUGCGGACAACUGCGCUGGCUUGACCACACUGUCCUUCUCGAAUAUUCUAGCAAUGCCCUCGCGUCCAAAGACCUCGAGCGAACGUCGCGCUCAUCCCUUUCGCGAACUGCUUCGAAAAGUCUCGAACGCAGGAUCUUGCUCCAGUAUGCUUUCAGUCUGAACUUUCCAGAAGACUAGCAGCGAGGAUAAGAGCGGGCUCGCCUGGCAGCAUUCCUCAGCACAGAAACACCAACAACUCAGAACUCGAGCGACAACUCAAGUCUCUCGACUCUCUAACUUACCAACCUACGACGAUGUCUGUCUUCUACUACGAGCCCUUCUACGACAUCGAUCGCUUCCUCAGCGAGGCCUUCAGCCCGCGCGCUAGCGAGUCCACCCAGCGCCGCAUCGGCGAGGGCAGCUCCAACGAUGCGCCCCGCGCCCUCAAGCCCAGAAUGGACCUUCACGAAGACGCUGAGAAGAAUGUCGUGACCGCCACCUUCGAGUUCCCGGGCGUCAAGAAGGAGGACGUGACGAUUGACUUCCACAACGGGCGCCUCACGGUCGGCGCGGAGACGAAGAUCUCGGAGGAGCGCGAUGAGAACGGGUACGCGGUGCGCGAGCGGCGCUACGGGAAGUGGUCGCGCACGCUGCAGCUGCCGGCAGGGGUGAAGGAAGACGAGGUGAAGGCGACGAUGGAAAACGGCCUGCUGACGGUGACGUUCCCGAAGACGUCGCCUGAGGCUGCGCCGAAGAAGAUCGCGGUCAACUGAGCUUCCUUCGUUACCGAGCCCUUCCUUCACCCGCAUUGUAUACCAUGUCUGGAACGCAUGACGAUAUACCUGUAGCAUAGAAAUACCAAGCUUUUGAUGUUUACUUCUUC